Molecule: messenger RNA, 7491 nt
Organism: Drosophila subobscura
Lineage: Eukaryota; Metazoa; Arthropoda; Insecta; Diptera; Drosophilidae
Product: inositol hexakisphosphate and diphosphoinositol-pentakisphosphate kinase
Exons: 13
Coding region: 129-7253 (2374 amino acids)
Biological process (GO): inositol metabolic process; inositol phosphate biosynthetic process
Cellular component (GO): cytosol
Molecular function (GO): 5-diphosphoinositol pentakisphosphate 1-kinase activity; diphosphoinositol pentakisphosphate kinase activity; inositol hexakisphosphate kinase activity
Source: RefSeq, a predicted model, not a curated record
CAGUUGAUUGCCGUACACGGAACACGGAACAGUUCGCGACCCCCCGUCCAUCGCUUGCUCCGCUUUGAAUUGCUUUCGGAAUUUGUUUGCUCUGGCACGUACCGCACCGCUUGAGUGGUGAACCCGACAUGGAAUGGACCUGGCUCAAGGACUGGUGGCGUCUCAAAAAGCUACGCUCGCGCCACCAGCGCCACAAGAAGAAACUCGAGGCAGCAGCGGCGGCGAGUGCCGCUGUAAGCACAGCCGCCGUGUUGCCCGGUUCGGAGCCAGCGGCGGGUGGCGAGGAUCGUCGGCCCAGUCGCCGUCACAGCCUGGAGGCGAUCCCAGGUGGGGAGUCGGGGCAUGCACAGCGACGUGGACGUGUCCGGGAUCGGCUGCGACGCAACCGUUUGCUCGAGUGUCAGCGACGUAGCCACAGCGCCGGCGUUCACGCCAGGCAGCUGGACAAGGGUACGGCAGCGGCUGAUGAUGAGGAUGAUGGGGAAUAUGGACCCUUCAAUGUCAGCGACUACGAGGACUAUGGACCGAGUCAUGGCAGCGAUGGCGAGAGCGAUGACUUUUGCUACUGCGACAUCUGUCUGAAUGGCGACACGGACUUUGGGGAAAGCAAUGACGGCAUGGACUCGGACACGAGCACCUCCUCCAGCAACAGCAAGCAGGUUAUGGUCGGCAUUUGUGCCAUGGCCAAGAAGACGCAAUCAAAGCCAAUGAAGGAGAUUCUCACACGACUGGGCGAGUUCGAGUUCAUCAAACUGGUGACAUUCGAGGAGAAUGUGAUAUUGCGGGAACCGGUCCAGAACUGGCCCACCUGCGACUGUCUGGUGUCGUUCCACUCGAAGGGUUUCCCCCUGGAGAAGGCCAUCGAGUACGCACAGCUGCGCAAUCCGUUUGUGCUCAACAAUCUGCACAUGCAGUACGACAUACAGGACAGGCGGCGUGUCUAUGCCAUACUCGAGAAGGAGGGCAUCGAGAUACCACGCUAUGCGGUCCUCGAUCGCGACUCACCCGAUCCCAAGCAUCACGAGCUUAUCGAGUCGGAGGAUCACGUGGAGGUCAAUGGGAUAACGUUCAACAAGCCGUUCGUGGAGAAGCCAGUCUCAGCGGAGGAUCACAAUAUCUACAUCUAUUACCCAACGUCAGCGGGAGGCGGAAGUCAGCGUUUGUUUCGUAAGAUCGGCAGUAGGAGCAGUGUCUAUUCGCCGGAGUCGCGUGUGCGCAAGACGGGCUCGUUUAUCUACGAGGACUUCAUGCCCACCGAUGUGUACUUUUCAGGCACCGACGUGAAGGUCUACACCGUGGGACCCGACUACGCCCACGCAGAGGCACGCAAGAGUCCCGCGCUGGAUGGCAAAGUGGAGCGCGACAGCGAGGGCAAAGAGAUCCGCUACCCGGUGAUCCUCAAUCACUCCGAGAAGCUCAUUUCGCGCAAAGUGUGCCUGGCCUUCAAGCAAACCGUCUGCGGCUUCGAUCUCCUGCGUGCCAAUGGCAAGAGCUACGUGUGCGAUGUGAAUGGCUUCAGUUUCGUGAAGAACUCGAACAAGUAUUACGAUGAUUGCGCCAAGAUCUUGGGCAACAUGAUACUCAGGGAGCUGACGCCAACGCUGCACAUACCCUGGUCGGUGCCAUUCCAACUGGACGAUCCACCCAUUGUGCCCACCACCUUCGGCAAAAUGAUGGAGCUGCGCUGUGUGGUGGCAGUGAUACGACACGGAGAUCGCACGCCCAAGCAGAAGAUGAAGGUCGAAGUGCGGCAUCCAAAAUUCUUUGAGAUAUUCGAAAAAUACGAUGGCUACAAGCUGGGCCAUGUGAAGCUGAAGCGACCCAAGCAGCUGCAGGAGAUCCUUGACAUUGCCCGCUUCCUGCUCAGCGAGAUUCACACGAAGGCGCACGCCGAGAUCGAGGAGAAGGAGAGCAAGCUGGAGCAGCUGAAGAACGUGCUCGAGAUGUACGGCCACUUUUCGGGCAUCAAUCGCAAGGUGCAGAUGAAGUACCAGCCCAAGGGACGCCCACGCGGCUCCAGCUCCGAUGAUAGCAAGUCCCAGCUGAACAGCAAUCCCAGCAAACGCAGCGAGGCAAACCCGCCAGCGGCAUCAGCCGCCGAACCAUCGCUGGUUCUCAUCCUCAAAUGGGGUGGCGAGCUAACGCCUGCCGGACGCAUCCAAGCCGAGGAGCUGGGUCGCAUUUUUCGCUGCAUGUAUCCCGGAGGUCAGGGACGUUCCGAUUACUCGGGCACCCAGGGAUUGGGUCUACUACGCUUACACUCAACGUUUCGUCACGAUCUGAAGAUCUAUGCCUCGGAUGAGGGUCGUGUGCAGAUGACAGCGGCUGCCUUUGCCAAGGGUCUGCUGGCGCUCGAGGGCGAGCUGACGCCCAUUCUGGUGCAGAUGGUCAAAAGCGCCAACACAAAUGGGCUGCUGGACAACGAUUGUGAUUCGAGCAAGUAUCAGAAUCGCGCCAAGGGUCGCCUGCACGAGCUGAUGCAAAAUGAUCGCGAGUUCACCAAGGAGGAUCGUGAGCACAUCAAUCCGUGCAACAGCAAAUCGAUCACGCAGGCGCUGGACUUUGUCAAGAAUCCCGUGGACUGCUGUCGCCAUGUGCAUCUGCUGAUCCGGGAACUGCUGCACAUAAUCAGCAUCAAGAAGGAUGAUCCCAAGACCAAGGAUGCCAUACUGUACCAUGGCGAGACGUGGGACCUGAUGCGCUGCCGCUGGGAGAAGAUCGAGAAGGAUUUCAGCACCAAAUCGAAUCUGUUUGACAUCUCGAAGAUACCGGAUAUCUAUGACUGCAUUAAGUACGAUCUGCAGCACAAUCAGCACACAUUGCAGUACGAUCAGGCCGAGGAGCUGUACAUCUAUGCCAAGAAUCUGGCCGACAUUGUUAUACCGCAGGAGUAUGGGCUGACGCCGCAGGAGAAGCUGGCCAUUGGGCAGGGCAUUUGUUCGCCGCUGCUGCGCAAGAUCAAGGGCGAUCUGCAGCGGAAUAUCGAUGAGGUGGAGGAUGAGUUUAUGAAUCGCCUCAAUCCACACUAUAGCCACGGUGUGGCCAGUCCCCAGCGUCAUGUGCGCACUCGUUUGUACUUCACCAGCGAGUCCCAUGUCCACUCGCUGCUGACCGUCCUCCGAUACGGCGGACUGCUCAAUGUCGUCACAGACGAGCAAUGGCGUCGCGCCAUGGACUACAUUUCGAUGGUUUCUGAGCUGAAUUACAUGUCACAGAUUGUCAUUAUGCUGUACGAGGACCCCACCAAGGAUCCCACUUCCGAGGAACGUUUCCACGUCGAGCUGCACUUCAGUCCGGGCGUCAACUGUUGCGUGCAGAAGAAUCUGCCACCAGGGCCCGGCUUUCGGCCACACUCCCACGGCGACAAUGCCUGCAACGUGAGCCAGCAGUCAUCGGACGAGGCAAAUCCCGCACGCAUCGAGGAGGAGAACGACAACAACUCGGGCGAGGAGCAAAACACCAAAAAGUCAGGGAGCUGCGAGGAGCACAUCUCUGGCACUGGCUCCAGCAGCAAUGUCUUCAAUGCUGGAUUCAAUCGGCUGGAGCUGCGCACCAAACAUCUCAAAUCGAAGCCCAUACCCAUUGGAUCGCAUCACACGGUAAGCGGGCACGAGGCAAUGGAUCUGGCCAAGCGGCUCAACGAGGAGCUUGCCUCCCAGCAGCAUCAGCUCAGCCAUCACCAGCAGCAACAGCAGCAGCAGCAACAGCAACAGAGCCAAGGCCAGAGCCAGCAGCAACAAUUGCGGCCCAUCAGUCCCGAUAUGCGGGCCGUGAGUCCGGACUGUGAGCCGCGUUCCCGCAGCUUCGAGCAGCGUCCCACAUCCGGCAGUUGUUGCAAGCAGACGGCCACAGCGCCUGCGUCCAGUUUCGGAGAGAUAGAUCAUGCCCGGGUGGGCAUCGGAGAAGGGGCGCCCAAGGGGGGCAGUCGCACGGCCUUCCAGAUCCGCGUCACGGACAGUCUGUCCUUCUUUAAGAUCGACUCCUCAACGAACGAGCUGCCCCUGUCUGACAUUGAUUUCUCCUUGAACCCGGGCACACCCCAGUGCGGCCCGUCCGCCCACAAGCGACUUCACGUGCUGACCAUGGGACGCAUGGAGAGCUACGAUGAGCCGGAUGACCUGCAGUCGGGUCGCGAGGUGCCCCAGCAUCUGCAGCACUUGCCCCAGAUCUCGCCCAUGGCCACCAAUGAGCGUCCGCUGAGCUGCAACUGUACCAGCUCGUCGGCUCUGGCGCUCCAUGCCCAGGCCCACUCGCACUCGAAGAGUCUGAUGGAUCUGGGACAGACUGUGAGCAGCUCCGAGGUGGCACACAGCACUGCGACGGGCAACGAGCAAGCAGAUGCCAUCGAAGUCGGUGGCAGCAGCUUUGACGAUGAUUUUCAGCUCUCCAGCUCGGCUCCGGCCUGCCUGAUGACCGUCCCAUACGGACGGCGACCUUCUGGUCCGACAGCUCUCUCGCCCAUGAGCCAUGCCACCACCUCGCCCACCGCCUCCACCCUGAGGCUGUGCAAGCGCAUGGAGGAGACCCAUCCUACCAAGGCACCGAUAGCUGUCGACAGUUCAGUCUCCAGUGCUGGACACCGCAAGGCCACCAGUCAUUCGUGUGGCCAGCUCUCGGUGAUGCCCAGCUCGGCGAUGGUGCUUCCAGAGAAUCCCUUUCGUUUUGCGGCCUGCUCGGUGGCAGCACCGCCCGGCGGCUGUUUUGUGAGCUGCUUCGAGCCCAUAGCCGAGAAUGUCACACAGAACCUGAAUCCCACACCCGGUCCCGAUCCCGAUCCCGAACCCAUACCAGCAUUAAACAGUGAAGUGGCACAGCCACAGGCUUUGGUGGUUUACAAUCUGCCAACUUUGCUGGUUACUGCCACAGCAAGCCGAACAGAACUUAUGCCAAUAGCAGCACCGACAAUUACACCAACACUAGCUACAACAACAACCAGAACAACAACAACAACAAUAACUUUGUUCAAUAAUAAUACAGCAACAAUGUCUUCUAAUCAAACAUUUACUAACCAAUUCAAAUCGAUCGAUCCUUCCUCCUCCUCUGACGCACACCAACACCAACAACAACAACACCAACAUGAAUACGAAAAAACAACAACACCAAUACCAAUAACAACUUCAACAACAAUUACACCAAUCACCAAUCAAUCAAUCAUUCAACAUAAUGACACCAAUACCAAUACCAACAACACCACCGAUACAAACACAACAACAACAACAACAACAACAACUACCACCACGACCACAACCACCCCGUCUUGUUGUACCAAUACCAUCGCCACAGAUAGCACAGUUUCGGUAUCGGUAUCGGCCUCGGCCUCAUCGGCCAACUCGUCAACAUCAUCGCGUCGCCAAAGACACAGUAUUGCCGGCCAGAUGUCCUAUAUGAAAAUGUUGGGUUUCGGUGGUUUUAGCAAAAAGAUGGCCACCAGCGCUAAUAGCCUUUUCAGCACGGCAGUGAUAAGCGGCAGCUCAUCUGCCCCAAAUCUGCGAGACAUGAUACCGGUCUCGUCUUCCGGAUUUGGCGAUGUGCCACCAAUACGACCGCUGGAAACCCUUCACAAUGCUCUAUCGCUGCGCAAGCUGGACUGUUUCUUGCAGGACAUGAUCCUGGCGCAGAUAUUCAAGACACCAACGGGCUCUCCGCCGCGCGCCUUUGACCAUGGCGCCAUGCCUGGCGUCUCCUCAAUGGCACUCGCUGCACAUGUGGAUGAUGCCGCUGCAGGCAUCGUUGGCGCCGGCGACACCCCGAGCACUCCGACGGGUGUAAUGGUGAAAAUGGGUCAGUCGCCACUGAGUGUCACCUUUCAAGGAUGCAGCAGCGACUCGAAUUCGAUGAACAAUCCCGCAGAACGACGUCAGGGCACACCCAGACUUCCCUCGGAAUUGGCGCUGGAAGAGCAGAACAAAGACCAGCCCCGCACGUUUUCUGCCGCCAAAAAAGAACAAAUUUGGCAGCAGCAGCAGGAGAGCCUUCAGGCAGACGAGGAACCACAAUCCGAACUGGAACUGAAGCAGCUCUUAUUCGAUCACUUUUCCACUCCCAUCACACCGUGUGCGGAGCUGGAGGGACCCACGCCUGAUAUCUACCUGAACGUAAGUGAACAGACGUCCGGCGAGGGGCUCUUCUUCGGCUUAUCCGGGGAGCCGGACCACGCCCUCAACUGCCUCACUCCCGUGAGCUUCGGCCAGGAUCUGGACCUGAGCAUGGUGGCAAACAGGGGCUCCAUGACGCUCUCCAUGGAUGGCUUCGAGGAUGACGAGGAUGCUACCCUGUCGGCAGCCACGACUCCAUCGCUGCCAGCAGAUGGGGAGCCAAAUCUGGCGAUUUGCCACUGCUGCCCCAGUCACGAUGAGCCACCGCCCGAUGUGGCCAGCGAUGAUCCUCGCUUCGGUUUCUCCCUGCCCGUUCACAUCCAGCAGCCGUCGCCGGAGCACACUCGUCCGUCCGUGCGCCGUUCACACGAUCCAGUCUCGCCGCGCAUCCAGAAGCAGAUCAGCGUCUUCGAGGGCACAGCGCAGGUGGACAAGGACGGAGCGGCAUUGCAUGCCUCCAUCAAUCUGCCGGCUGCCGCCCAGCAGUUGCGGCAGGAUGCCCGACUGCGCAAGUUCGAGAAUCUCACACAGUCCACAUCCAACUCGAACUUUCCCUUUGAGAGCAACACCCUGAAGCGGGUGCCCAUGCAGGCCACGGGUGACUAUGAGAACGUCUCGCACACCCAGAGUUGCAUCAACCUAAAGAGCACCAGUGGAUCACCGCAGCACCAGAAGGGCACAGGAGCUGGACCUGGAGCCGGACCAGGCGCUGGCGCUGGAGCGGGUACAGCAACAGACAGGGAUCGGUUACGUGGAGGCGGCGCAGGACACUUUGGGCGACUGCCCAGCGCUCUGUCUGCCUGCCAUUCAGCGUCGGCUUCGCCCUCACCAUCACCAUCACCAUCCCCUCGUCCGGGGGCAUUGAUCGUGAAGGAGCGGUUCAUAGAACCACCCAAGCGGGGCAUUGUCCGGGGCUAUCACCCCAAGACUCAGUCCAUGGAUGCGGACUUUUUGUUCAACGAGUUCCUGCUGGUGCCGGCCAAUGCGCCCGCCAAUCUAUCGUUCGAUUGCAGCGACACCGAGCUCGAUAUCGAUACCGAUACCGAUAACGAUAUCGGUGCCGAUACCGAUGUUGGGGCCGCUGCAGGUGGCAAAGCCGAUCACAAUUUUCGCGACGACGAAGAGCAACCCUCGACAUCGUCCAGAAGGAAUCCUUAGCUCUCAACUCUCAGCACUCGCGUUCGCGUUCGCACUUGCAGCCUCACUAAACUUUUAAGCUAAAUAUUUAUCGGGCGCGUAAUCGACAAAACACGUUAUCGACACACACUUUAAUCUUAAUUGUACUUGUUGUUGUUGUUGGGCCAAGCAAAUAAAACUAAGAGGCAAAAUAUCCACAAAUUACCAAAAAAUUCAACGAAAAGAGUGCCCUAACCGAUUCGAUUUGAACAGCUUAAAA